This is a messenger RNA of Nicotiana tabacum (common tobacco), 1707 nucleotides long. Its product is annotated as cytochrome P450 716B1-like. Gene Ontology annotation, biological process: sterol metabolic process. NCBI's taxonomy places the organism in Eukaryota, Viridiplantae, Streptophyta, Magnoliopsida, Solanales, Solanaceae. Gene Ontology annotation, molecular function: heme binding; monooxygenase activity; iron ion binding. The record is from RefSeq and is a predicted model, not a curated record.
AUAUUUUUGUAUCAGGAUACCAGUAUGGAGCUAAGAUACCUUACCAGUAACCAACAAAGUCAAUAACACAAGAACAUAUAAAAUCCUCCUACCUCUAAGCUCAUUCCUUUAUACCUCAAUCAUGAACAUUAUCUUAACUAUUUUCCUAUUUCUUCUUCCAUUCUUCCUCCUCUUGGUUCACAGGAGAAGGCCAUCAAAAAGGGUUCCACCAGGAUCCCUUGGAUUACCGAUCAUCGGCCAAAGCCUUGGCAUGCUAAGGGCAAUGAGAACCAACACAGCAGAGAAAUGGCUUGAGGAAAGAGUUCAAAAAUAUGGUCCUAUCUCAAAGCUAAACCUCUUCGGCAAACCUACUGUGUUUAUUUAUGGACAGGCUGCUAACAAGUUUAUAUUUACCAGUGAUGGCUCUGUCCUCACUAACCAGCAGACACAAUCAGUCAAGAUGAUUCUGGGGGAACGUUGCCUAUUUGAACUCAACGGUGAAGAUCAUAAACGGGUUAGAGAUGCUCUGUUAUCAUUCUUGAAGCCAGAUAGUUUAAAGCGGUAUGUUGGAAAGAUGGAAGAAGAAGUCAGAAUCCACCUUGAGACUUACUGGAAAGGCAAGCAAAUAGUUAAGGUAUUGCCUCUAAUGAAGACACUCACCUUCGACAUUAUUUGCUCUCUCCUUUUCGGGCUUGAACGUGGAGCGCGAAGAGACCAAAUGGUUCAAUAUUUCCAGCGGAUGAUAGAAGGGAUGUGGUCAAUCCCCAUAAACUUGCCCUUUACGCGCUUCAACCGCAGCCUCAAGGCAAGCAAAGAUGGCCAGAAAAUGCUGAAACAACUUAUUCGCGAGAAACAGUAUGAGUUUGAGAAUAACUUAGCUUCAUCCCACCAGGACCUCAUCACCUGCUUGCUCAGUAUCCGCGGAGAGAACAACCAACAACUUAUAUCUGAAAAUGAGAUCAUUCACAAUGUCAUGCUUAUCAUGGUUGCUGGACAUGACACUUCAUCCGUCCUGAUAACUUUCAUAGUAAGACUUUUAGCAAAGAAUCCCAACAUUCAUGUAGCUGUCCUUAAAGAACAAGAAGAGAUUGCACAGAGUAAGUCACCUGAGGAGUCCUUAACUUGGGAAGACCUUGGCAAGAUGAAGUAUACCUGGAGAGUGGCAAUGGAGACGAUGAGAAUAUUCCCUCCCAUUUUUGGAGGCUUCAGGCAAACUGUAAAAGACAUUGAGUACGGAGGCUACCUCAUUCCUAAAGGAUGGCAAAUAUUCUGGGUAACGGCUAAAACACACCUGGACAGCAGCAUUUUCCAAGAACCAGAGAAAUUUGAUCCAGCACGCUUUGAGAACCCCGGAUCCUUGCCUCCUUACAACUUUGUUCCAUUUGGAGGGGGAGCCCGUAUAUGUCCUGGAUACGAGUUUGCGAAGAUUGAAACUUUGGUCACAAUCCAUUAUCUAGUAACACAUUUCGCAUGGAAGUUAUGCUGUACAGAUGAUUUCUUCAGCAGGGACCCAAUGCCAGCACCAACUCAAGGACUUCCCAUUCAAAUAAUUCCCAGGAAACCUAUCUAAUUUCAAUAAAUUUGAUCCUACAUGCUUCUCCAAGAGGCAGCAGACUUUGUAAACCUCACACUUCUAAGGGGAAUACUCUCUAUAUUAUGAUGUAUUCAUGUUAAAAGAUGUACACUUUAAGGUCUGACCAUCAUAAUUACCCUUCGAAAUAACCUAUA